Molecule: messenger RNA, 1984 nt
Organism: Bubalus bubalis (water buffalo)
Lineage: Eukaryota; Metazoa; Chordata; Mammalia; Artiodactyla; Bovidae
Product: serine protease inhibitor Kazal-type 2
Exons: 3
Coding region: 1557-1943 (128 amino acids)
Biological process (GO): spermatid development; negative regulation of serine-type endopeptidase activity
Molecular function (GO): serine-type endopeptidase inhibitor activity; protein binding
Source: RefSeq, a predicted model, not a curated record
ACUGAGCGACUGAACAACAACAACAAGGCAGAGGGAAAGGCAAGUGCAAAGUGCUCGGGUGGAGCAAGAAGGCCACUGGGGUUGGGGAAGAGUCAGUCAGGGGAAAGCAGUAAGAGACCAGCAGAGGCCUUGGAGGCCAUAGCAAGAAAUGGCCUCUUCCUAAGACAGUGGAGAUGGGAAGAUAUUGGAGGGGUUUUGACAUGAUCCCCAGAAGACAUGCAGGUUUCAUGGGCCAUUUAUUGCCCACAUUUGGCUUCACUCUCAUAGCCAAACUCAUGAGAGCCGUCAACAUCUGUCACCACUUUCUCACCUCAUUCCUUCAACCCAGACCAUUUGGGCUCUGGAUGCCAUCACUUCUCUGCAAAAGUUCUUAUCAAGGUCAUCAGGGACUAUAUCUCAUCAAAGUUUGUAACAAUGCUCAGUCCUCCUACUUCCCAACCUCACAGCAACAACUGACAUGGUUGCAGCACUGCUCCACGAUUCAGCAAUCCCUGACUCUAGCCUGGUUUUCUUCCUUCUUCACAGGCUUCUUUUCCAUAUCUGUCAAAGUUCUGCAUAUAGUAGUGCCCCAGGACUCUGACCUCUAACCUCUGACCUCUGCUGUACUCUUCCCCUGGGCUUUGGGUCCACGGUUUUCAAUACUGUAGAUAUGCUGAUGACUUCUGAGUUUAUAUCUCUAGCUCCAAAUUUGUAAUUCCAAAUGCCUAGUCCAUGUGUCUACUUGGAGUUCUAAUAGGCAUCUUCUCCACAUGUUCUUCCUCACAGAAAUGGCACCACCUGUUCAGGACAAAAUCCCAGGAAGCAUCCUUGGAUCUUAUCUUUAUUCCAGUUGGCUCUGCCUCCAAACGAAACCCUGAAUCUGACCACUUCUCAGCAGACCCCUGUUACCCACUAACUCCAGUUGCCAUCAUCCCUUGCCCAGAUUACUGCACAAGCUGCCUGAUUUCUUUCCCUGCCUCCACUCUUACCUGUCCCCUUCAUUCUUCAUCCAUUAUCUUAAAAGAUAAGUCAUGUCAGGGCCAUGACCUUGCCUAAAAUCCUCCACUGCAAUCAGAACAAAUCCAAUCCCUUAUCAGGGGCCUACAACACCAGGUGUGUUCAAGGCCUUGUGGUUCCAACUGCCUCUCGGGCCCCCUCCCUCACCUAGGGCCCAGCUGAGCACACUGAGUUGGCUCCAGUCUCCAGGUCUCUGCACUUGCUUUUCCUUGAGCCUGGAAUAUUUGUCCUCACGGUCGUCCCUAGGCUUCUUUCUCAUCCUUCAGCUUUUAGCUUAAAGGUCACCUCGGUGAGGCCUUUCCUGAUCUCCCAAAGUCUUCCCCUACCCCACCACUCUCUAGCACGUUCAGAAAUCACUGUAUUCAUCCGUUGUGGAGUUCCAUGUGUAACCUCAUCCCCAACACGUACACCAGAAAGCUUCUAGAGAGCGGGUACCUCCUUUGUUUUCAGCCCCACACACUGCCUGGUAGAGAGCAGAUGCUGAAGAAACAAGAGAUUGACUGACAGCCCACGAGAUUAUCCACGGCUCUUAUGAGGUUCUUUGUCUGUUGCAGGGAGAGAUGGCUUCUUCAAUCGCUUGCUCUCAUUCUAGCCAGAGAGGGACUAGCAACCACCCUUCUUCUGUCUUCUCCUCCCCACUUCCUCCCCCGCCCCUUCCUGCUCCAUUCUUCCUCCCCGCCACCUCCCCUAUCCCCCUCCUUCAUCCCGCCCUGUCGCGUGGGAGCCGUCCUGGUCGCGCAGACGCUGGAGCGCAGAGACCCGACGGCCGGCCGCGGAGGCAUGAUGGCGCUCAAGGCGCUGCGUUUGGUUUUGUUCCUGGUCUGGUGGGACUCGGCCGCCUCUUCCAAUGCUCAGUUUGGUCAACCUUCAGAAUACAGUACACCAAACUGCCAUCAGUAUACAUUACCAGGAUGUCCCCGGGACUUCAACCCCGUGUGUGGAAGUGAUUUGUCCACUUAUCCCAAUGAGUGUACUCUGUGUAUGAAAA